UCGGUCAGGGUCAGACGUUAUUCCAAUUCCAAUAGUUGAACCCUAUCCCACUUGAUAGUCAUUAGUUCACUCAUUGUUUAGUUGUCCAAUUAAAGUGUGUUUAUUUAAAACAAUACUUACGAAUUAUAAUGUGUUAGUUGUUUAAAGUUAAUUUCGUUUGUUUAAUUAAGGUGCUAGUUAUGGCUCUAAAUUUAGCUCGGAAAUGUAUUGGCCAAGUUCCUUCAAGAUGUAUUGCUUCAUUGGCAUCCCUUCCAGAAACUCACCAAAUGCUGCAGAAAACAUGCCGUGACUUCGCUGAAGCAGAAUUGAAACCUCAUGCAGCAAAAUUUGAUAAAGAACAUCUCUAUCCUAAAGAUCAAUAUGCAAGGAAGCUCUUUAUUAUUUGGUCAGAUUAAAAAGAUGGGGGAGCUAGGGUUAAUGGCCGUUGAUGUACCGGAGGAGUUUGGUGGAACUGGAUUGGACUAUUUGGCUUAUGCCAUAGCCAUGGAAGAGAUUUCCAGGGGCUGUGCUUCAGCCGGGGUCAUCAUGAGUGUUAAUAACUCAUUAUAUCUCGGACCCAUCCUCAAGUUUGGUAACCAAAAACAGAAGGAGAAUUUCAUCACACCCUUCGCAAACGGUGUCAAGAUUGGUUGCUUCGCUUUAAGUGAACCAGGCAAUGGGAGCGACGCCGGGGCCGCUUCCACAAUGGCAGUAGCGAAGGGCAGUGACUAUAUCCUCAAUGGCACCAAGGCUUGGAUCACUAAUGGUUAUGAGUCUGAAGCUACUGUCGUCUUUGCCACAACUGACAAAGCCAAGAAACAUAAAGGAAUCAGUGCAUUCAUCGUACCUAAACCUACAACAGGGUUAACCCUCGGAAAGAAGGAAGACAAGAUGGGCAUUCGAGGUUCUUCUACUUGCAGUUUAAUUUUUGAAGACUGCCAAGUCCCAAGUGAGAACUUGCUGGGAGAGCCAGGACUGGGCUUUAAAAUAGCUAUGAUGACAUUAGAUGCAGGACGUAUUGGCAUUGCAUCACAAGGUCUCGGGAUAGCUCAAGCUGCAUUAGAUUGUGCUGUAGAUUACGCUUCGAAGAGACAAGCUUUUGGUGCUCCUAUAAGUAAACUUCAAGCUAUUCAGCACAAGAUAGCAAACAUGGCAAUGAGAUUGGAAGCAGCCAGACUGCUCACUUGGAGAGCAGCUUUCCUUAAGGACAAUAAGAAACCUUUUACCAAGGAAGCAGCUAUGGCCAAGCUUGCUGCAUCUGAAGCAGCUACAUACAUUUCACAUCAAGCUAUACAGAUUCUUGGAGGAAUGGGCUACGUGUCGGACAUGCCAGCAGAAAGACACUAUCGAGAUGCAAGAAUAACAGAGAUAUACGAAGGCACCUCCGAGAUACAGCGUUUAGUUAUCGCAGCUAAUGUAUUUAAAGAGUACGGCCUCUGAAUGUGACACUCGUUCAUGAAAAGUCUCAUCUGAUCUUAGUUUAGAUCUAUUCUGUCUAUAUAUAGAAAAUGUUCAAUCUUUUAGUUAAACGAUUGUUUCUAUAUAGAUAGUUAUUAUAGUUAAUUUGAUGAAAAACCUAACCAGUAAAAGAUCCUAUGUCGAACUGCCAAAUACGUGGUGAUUUUUAAGAUUAGGGAUUGGAUUUGAGAUUUGAAAAUUCUUGAUUACGUGUACACCCAAGUAUACAAUUUGUUUAUGAAUAUCUUAUGACAGCUUGUAAGAUUUUAACAGAAGUUCAUAUUUAUCCUGAUAAUUUUGUGGGGCCAAAAUAAAAAUCACUGCCUAGAUUGUUUUUGGCAUUGAUUAAAAAAAAAAUUGAGUAGUACUACCCUGUUCGAGGACAUUCGUUUCUUCCUUGUGAUAGGGACUUUGUAAUUAUCUAAAGGGCUUUGAAGAAACAUGGCAGGCUGUACAGCCUUCACAAACUGACAAGAAUAAUAAUAACUGCAAGCCUUACAAGUAAGUUUAUUUAGAAAGAGGUGUAAUCAAGUAACAUUCAAAAUUUCAAUC
Molecule: messenger RNA, 1989 nt
Organism: Homalodisca vitripennis (glassy-winged sharpshooter)
Lineage: Eukaryota; Metazoa; Arthropoda; Insecta; Hemiptera; Cicadellidae
Gene: Arc42
Product: short-chain specific acyl-CoA dehydrogenase, mitochondrial
Exons: 11
Coding region: 316-1419 (367 amino acids)
Biological process (GO): butyrate catabolic process; fatty acid beta-oxidation using acyl-CoA dehydrogenase
Cellular component (GO): mitochondrion
Molecular function (GO): flavin adenine dinucleotide binding
Source: RefSeq, a predicted model, not a curated record